AUGAUUAGAGAGUUCCAUUUAUUCAUGAAAUACUCAAAAGACCUUUUAAAGGUGAAUCUUUAGUUGGUUUUAAUUCAUUGGAUAUAAGAAUUGGAGAAGGAAUUUUUAGUAAAAGCUUAUGAAGAUUAGGAAGCAAAGUUACAGGAAUUGAUCUUUCUUAAAACUCUAUAGAAACAACAAUCAAUCAUAAAAAUUCUUAUCCUGAAUUAAGAAAUUAUUCAGAAUUAGAGUAUAAUUUUAUCAGCAUUAAAGAAUUAUCAAAAAAUAUAAUGA
Paramecium sonneborni is the source of this 273-nucleotide messenger RNA. NCBI's taxonomy places the organism in Eukaryota, Ciliophora, Oligohymenophorea, Peniculida, Parameciidae. The record is from the annotation of a GenBank genome assembly.